UGAUGAAUUCAUUAUCCGACGCGGAUUUGCUUACUGCGAAGUUGGGUGCUUAUCGGCGGGGCGACAACCUGGCGGCGCGAAAAACACCAAUUACCUUCUGGUACCUACUUCGAAAAGUGUAAUCAAUGAAAAGGUCUGAAUUCGCAGCUAAUAUUGGACUUUCAAAUUACAAGUACUUUCGUUCGUAGUUUGUGAUGCUGAAAACUUCAGCGAUGGCCUCACUCAAAAACGACCCGAAACGCAGACAAAGAGAUGGCGUUAUCAGCAGCCUCCGGGACCUCUUCGGCAACGUCCUCCACAUCGACAUCAUCUGCUCCGUCGCAUCCGAAUGCGACUUCGACGUUGAAAGAUCCUCCAACGUGCUCCUGGAGAUGACCAACAACAUCGACGCCCCGCCGAAGCCGAAGGAGAAACCGAAGAAAAAGUCCCCGCAGCAUGCCGCCUCCCCGAAGAAAGCCGAACCGUCCACGAAAGCGCAGCCCGCGGUGGUUAAGUCGCGCAAGACGAUCGAGUACGAGCGCGUUAUCAACUUAAUCCGGUCGGGGUACAAGGUGCUGGUGAUCCUGCGGGGAGUUCCCGGGAGCGGGAAGUCCCGGCUGGCUGUGGGCAUCACGGACGUUACGCUGGGGCCGGGGAACAACAGCCACCACAUUUUGAGCACGGAUGACUUUUUUGUGCAGCAGAGGGGGUACGUGUACGACCCGAGUAAGCUGCAGGAGGCGCACGGGUGGAACCACCGGAGGGCGUUCCAAGCGAUGAGUCGGGGGAUGAGUCCGGUGAUUAUCGACAAUACUAACACGCAGAUGUGGGAGAUGAAGCCCUACGCCAUGAUGGCGACGGAUUAUGGGUACAUUAUUGAGAUCCUGGAACCGGAUACCUGGUGGGUGUUCAAUGACAAGGAACUAGCGAAACGGAACUCCCACGGAGUGCCGAGGGCCAAAAUCCGGGAUAUGUUGGAUCGGUACGACAAGAACGUGACCACGCAAAAGUUGCUGUGCGCGUAUAAUUUGUCCUACAAGUUCCAGAAACCGCCGCCCCCGGUGGUGAAUAAUGGAUUUGUGCCCUUUAGAUUCCAGCAACAAAACGGCUUCGUCGAAAACGUCCCCAAAUCAAAAAGCACCUCAGCCCUGGACCAAACCACCAUGGACGUCGAAAUGGGAAACCUGAUGGAGUUCUCCGAAAUACCCAAAGACACCGACAAAGAAAGCGACCAAAAAGAAAACCCAGACUUCUGGAAUUCUAAUCCCGUCGACGACAUCCUAAUGUGCACUGAAGAAACCCGCGUGGAAAUCCUGCAACCAGUAAGCGCAAACAAAAACCGACCUAAACCGUUCCCGGACAUAGAAAACGCGUGGGGGGUAGACGAGAAAGCGCUACAGUCAUGGGACAUUGUGACACCAGUCAAGUGCGACUUCAACCAGGCUUCGGUGGAAGUAGAUAACAAGGAGGAAGCCAAACCGGAAACGAGAGACGGCAGCACGUGCAUCGAAGGGCGCGAUUAUUUGAAAAACGGGCAGAUUCCGUUCGGUUUUAGAGUCGUGGUGGCGGAAAAUCGCGACAUCAAUGUCGGAUCGCCGGCUAGAAAUUUCGCCCCGCCAAAGAAAACCAUGGUGGAUCAGAGUUGCAUGACGGUGGAUGUUGUUGAAGAGGAGGAGAAUGAAGAGAAACGGGUCAAGGACCUUUUGGAUUUGUUUCCGAAGGUGCCGCGGUCUUCUUUGCGCGAGUUGUUUUAUAAAUGCAACAGGAAUUUCUACUGGACGGUCGAUCUACUUCUGGAUGACGAUAAUCUAGAAGUGGCUGCUGCGAAAGAGGAAGAUACAGAAGAAAAACACGAAGAAAGUGAGGAGAAGACAGACGAGCAAUCGAUAUUUAUUGAGUCGUCUGGUGAAGAAGACAAGGAAGACUCGACUAAAGAAAAAAUGUUUAAAAAGAAGACGGUUUCUGAAGACUGUCUAGAAUUGAAGACGUGUCUUGAGAGUAAGUUUAAUAUAAGUAAAGAACAUUACUCGGAGCACGUUUAUAAAGUGAAGCAGACUAAAUUCGGGGGUCCAAUUUCUGAACCGGAACCUCAGCCGUCUACUUCGUCUGCAAUAGUGGUCGAUUCUGACUCUGAUCUAGAUUCAGAUGACGAUUAUUCUAACAAUGAUGACCCGAAACAUAUGAUUGAAUUAAAUUUGGGGGACACUUUCGUCGACCAGUUGGAAACUUUGUUUGGUGGAGAUUUCCCCAGAGGGUUCCAGCCGGUGGUACAAAUGCCUAUUGCUCUAGCCCGACAAAUCUAUAGCUUCUAUGUUGAAUCCAUCUGUCAACAGAUGGAAACCCAAAACCAUAUCUUAGACCGUCUAGUCAAGGAAGAUGAAGAGUUUGCUAGAAAAUUGCAGCGUGAAGAAGUGCCUCAAACUACCACCAGAGCUCCAACUUUCACUGAAAUCAUGGAUGAGCAAAUCGCUAUGAAUCUACACCAGAAAGAUGUAGAUGAUUGGAAAAAUAUGACAGCCGAUAAUCUAGCUUCGAAAUUGACUAAACAAAAACUGUUCCAAGCUUUUCCAAAGGUGGAAAGGGACAUUUUACUGGAAGUAUGGCACGCCUAUGAUUAUGAUUAUAAUAAAACUGUGGAAGUUUUGAUCGCUUCUGUGGGGGCGGAGAACGUGAAUGGAACAGAAGGGAUAAAAGAUCCCCCAUUGAGUAAAACGACUUUGGAAGAAAUGAAAGCAGCUGAAGAAAAUUGUGGCGAACUUGAGGAACCUGAGGACCCCAAACCCGCGACGUACUACAGAGAAGAAGCCAAUAAACACUUGAAGAAACGAUCCGAAUUAUAUGAGAAAGCCAAGGCUUCGUAUCAAAGAGGAAUGACCGAAGUCGCAAUGUUCUAUUCAGAAUUGGCAAAAAGGGAAACUCGGUCGUACGAUAAAGCUAAUCAUUUCGCGGCUGCCGCUUUUAUAGAAGAACAUUCUAAAAGACUUCAAAAGUUCGAUACUCUAGAUCUUCACUACUUCUACGUGAAGGAAGCCAUUCCAAACUUGGACAUAUUCAUAGAUAGAAACAUAAAUUUGUUGAAAGGUAGUUCCAAAAGGGGACAAGAUUUAUUUGUUAUUACAGGAAGGGGUAAAAAUAGCGAAGGGGGUCGUUCUAAAAUUAAACCCGCAGUUAUGGCUAGGCUGCAAAAACGUAAAAUUGGGUACGUUCAGCUUAAUCCAGGAUUGUUGAAGAUCCGAGUCCUGCGGGACUCCCUAAUAACAAGUGAUAUACCGUAAUUUUAUAAUUUCUACAUAUUUUUGUAUCGUUUGUUUAAAUACUAAAUGUCAAUUUUUGAGAAUUUUAUAUUGUGACACCACCAACAUCGACCCAUUUCCAGGGUUUAUAGUACAAAUGGUUGUGUUAAAGUACCUGCGGAAAUGCUUUUUAUUUUUGAAAUUUGUGCACAUGUGUUUUAUUUCGUGGAUGCCAAAUGGUAUUGCUCAAAUUUUUAUUUAACACUCCAUAUGUGGCAAUCUUCGUGUGACAAAUGCACGGUUUUUGUUGGAUUGGAUGAAUAAAUUUAAAAGUAUUCACGUAAUUGGAGUUUUGUAAAAAUUAGUUUGCAAUUAGUGUAAGUCACGAUCUUUUAAAUUUAUUCAUGUAAGGUCGCAUUUGUGUUCACCUAAUAAUGUUGUUUAAUUAUUUUAAUGACUUAUCCAAGCCAUUUUUCUAGUUUGUAAAUUAUGGAACAUCUGGCUGCUUAUAGUUGUGGUUUUGAAACGCUGAACGUCCAAUAUCUUGCCACAAAGGUUCGUUGUUUCAAAAGCGGAACUAUGCUGCAAUGGCAGAUGUGUAUUGUUGCAAAUUAUAAUUUUUUUAUACAUUUUUAAGAAAUAUAUUUUAUUAUGUGAAUUGUG
Zophobas morio is the source of this 3875-nucleotide messenger RNA. RefSeq lists its product as uncharacterized. Gene Ontology annotation, molecular function: endonuclease activity. Bases 195 to 3254 code for a protein of 1019 amino acids. NCBI's taxonomy places the organism in Eukaryota, Metazoa, Arthropoda, Insecta, Coleoptera, Tenebrionidae. Gene Ontology annotation, cellular component: nucleus. The transcript has 7 exons. The record is from RefSeq and is a predicted model, not a curated record.